GUGAAUUACAUUUAAAAAAACGGAGGGCCAAUUUAAAAAAAAAAAUAAGCUAAAAUGAAGAAUUUAUUGUUGAUUUGUGGGUUUCCUGAAAGCACUACUGUGAAAGAGCUUGUGCACUAUGUCAGUGAAAAUUUCAACAGAGAUGACAUCUUAAACAUGUGGAUACACCCCAACAGAGAAUCAAGAGCUGUUGCAUUGUUUAAAAAAGAAAUUGAUGUUGAGAAAUGGAGUAAGAUGUAUUCAAACAGAUCUUUCAAUUUUAAAAAUAAUGAAUUAGUUUUGAAAACCACAACACCAACAUCAAGUGUUUUUGUUAGAACAUUUGAAGCAUAUUCUAAUGAACCUGUGGUGGAACCCAUUCUUAAAAAACUGUUUACUGUAUCAACAAGAGGUAAAAGUGAAGAGCCAAGUGUAAAAAAACUUGAUGAAGAUACCUUUGAAAUAACAUAUGAAAGUGGCAUGGAUACUGUGUUGCAUGUUUGUGAACUAGGGAAGAAAGACCAUGGAAAAAAGUUUUCAUUGUGUCCAUAUUUUCCUUGUUUCCGAUUAGAAUCUGAAAAUUUUUCAGAAACAUUUUUUGACAUACCUGUGGAUUUAUCUUUUAUAAGAUUAUUUCUAGAUUCACUGAAGUUUGAAGAUGCUCUAAAAAUAAAGGAGAUAAAUUAUGAAGUUAUUAAAAAUGACAACAAAUGGACAGUUAAGUUCAGAGGACCAGUAGAUGCUCUACAUUGGAUUAAAAAUAAACUAAAUUUGACAAUAAUGGACUUGCAGUCUUCAGGAGUAGAAAAAGAAUUCUUAAACCUUGAAAAAGUGGAGUGUGUACUAAAUCAGCAUUUAGCAAUUUCUGGAUUUUGCCUCUUCAUACCUGAAGAAAAUGAUAUCAUCAAUGUUGAAUGUGAAAAAAAUAAAUGCAAGAUGUCUCUACACGAUUUUAUAUCCUCUCUUAUUCUAAAGGAAGAAAUUUCAACACCCUCAAAUUAUUUUAGUAAAUCUAAAGAAUGGAUUGAUUUCCAGCAAAAUAUAAACAAAGCUAGUAACACUUAUCAUGUUUUUGAAAGCCCCUUUUUAGUUACUUUUCUUUUUUUCUCAUUUUCGGAAAAUAAUUUUGAAACAAUAGUAAAUGGAAUAAAGGCAAUAAUACAUCAAUCUACAUUUCAAAAUACCAGCACAUCAUCACCUCAACAUAAGGUUAAAAGUAUUUAUAAGGAAAAAGUUGUGAGUGAAAAGUACUCAUACUUUCACCUUCCAAAAGAAGUUUUUCUUUGGCUAUUUAAAACUUUGAAUUUAAAACAUGCUGCUGAGGAAAGAUUUCCAGCUUUAACUGUAAACUUGGAAGAGAAUUACUUUGAAGUUGUUUACCAAGGAGAAAAAAUUAAUGCUGAUAGAAUAGUUAGAUCUAUUGAAGCACAUUGCAAAAAGGUGGAGGAAGAAAUGCUGCAGUAUCUGGGAAAUAUCAAAAUACAGGAUAUUGUGAAGUCAUAUGUGGAUACUUCUGAAUGGCAAAUAAUGCUAAAGGAUACAGGAGAAUUCCCAAUUUUAUUUGUUAUAAGCUUAAAAUACAAGAAGCAGAUGACAUUUGAUGAAUUUUUGUCUCAGCUUUUUUUCAAAGAGAAAUGCAGCUCAUUUCACUGUGAAAAUGUUUCAAACCAAAGUGACUGGAUAACAUUUGUUAAAACUAUUUAUGAUGAUUUCCCCUUAAUACAUGUAUCAGUUGAUAAGCUAAAUGUGACACUCUAUACAGUCUCAGAAAACAAAGAUAAAGCGUUACUUGCUGUUGAAAAAAUUAAUAAGUUCAUUGAAAUGAAAAAUUUAAGCUCAGAAAAUGCUAAACAGCAUGUUGACAUUUUUCCUGACUACUCUGAUUUUAAAAACAAGCUCAGUUUAAAUGCUACAAACCUAUCACAACAGAGUGAACAUGCUACACAAGUGUUGAACAGCUCAGAAGAGGAUUUUUAUUCCAAAAGAACUAUAAUACCAUCUCAAGAAACUUUCUUUUUUGAACUUAUUCCACAUGAGUAUAAAUAUAGCCAAGUUGCUUUAAAAAAUAAAUUGGCAAAAAUUCAACAAAAACAUCAACACCUUUGCUCAGAAAUCAAAUUAACUGAUGAAAAAAUUAAAAUUACAUGUGAACCUGAAUGUAGGAACAAGAUAUUUGAUGAUUUGAAAGAUGAUUUUAAAAGUAUGUACCACCAGGUUAAAUGCAUUGAACAUCCUGGUAUUCAAAAUUUCAUUGGAUCAUUAGUAGGUCAAAUGUUAGUUGAACAGUUAAGUAAUAAAUUUAAGUGUGUAAUAGAGAUCCUGGCUACAGAAGAUCAACAAGCUAGUAAAGUAGAAGAUUUACAUAACACAGUUAGACCUGACUACAGUGUUAUUUUACUUCACACAGCAAGAUUUGAAGGAUUUAAUAUUCACCUCGUUCAGGGUAAAACAGAAAACAUGGAUGUAAACGUGAAAGUUAAGUUCAAACCAACAACUGCAGAAAAAUCAACUAUAACCUCAAAAUAUGAAAACCCAUAUCGUUAUUUUGAUAUUUCUCUACCCGAGUGGAAGAUUCAUCAAGGAAACCAGAAACAUUUGACAGAGCUUAGAACUAGUUUGAGAAAAAGUGUUAAAGACCUACUUUUGAAGACUGAAGAUGUGACAUGCUUCGCAUUUUCAACAGAAUUGAUACAAGAAUCCAAUUUUCCAUUUCCUCUAGACACAGUGGCUGAAAUACUUAUUUCUGAACUUUAUUCUAAGUUUUCCAAAUUAAAUCGGCCUACUGCAUCAAAAUCUUCCCCGACUAUAAAUAUUUACAUUUGUGAAUCGAAACGUGAAGCUGUGUUUAAAGCUUGCACUUAUUUUAUAAAUAAUUUUUUCGGAAAAAUUGAACAACCUGAUCAGGAAGCAUGGCACAAAGUGUGCUCAUAUGAUACCAGCAAGUAUGUUGAUUAUCGUCAAAAGCAAAUAGUAGUCAAUGUGUCUUCUUAUAGUCCUAUAUAUGAUGGACAAAAGGCUUUAUUCUGCUACCCUAUUGAACCAGAUUUAAAUGUUUACAGCUGCCCUGCUAAAAGAGAGUUUCUUUUUAAUGAAAGUAAGAUGAAAAAUUCACUAAGAAAAAUUCAGAAUGAAAAUCCAGAAGGACUAAGUAUUGGAGAUUGGAAAUUUGUGAAAUGCUUUUAUAGAGAUAGAGAUGCUAUAAUUUAUUGCUGUUCAUCUUGGGGAGCAGACUGUGAACAGACAAUCAAACUGUCUAUUGAAGGAUGUAAUUCAGCUUCAAAAGGCUAUAAUACUGUUUACAUAAUACCACCUGGACUUCACAUUUCACCUUCAUUUCCUAAACAAUUCUUAGCUCAAAAAGUGUUUAAAGAACUAGAUAACCUGAUACUGAAUGGUAAAAUAGAGAAAGGGAAAAAAAUUAUAUUUGUUGUACAUAAUUCAGAAUAUAGAAAACUCUUUGAAAAAGAAAUACAAAGCCGCUACACAUCAGAAAAAGAACACAAAAAGCCAUCUCCUGAUACACUACCAUUAUUGAAACCAAACAGUAAAAACCCUCAGAUUCUUCAGAGUGUAGUGAAAGGGACUUUGGUAUCUUUCAGCAGUCAGUGGAUGGAUAAUAUUUCUAAAGCAAGGGAUGCAUUAGACAAUGAAUUGACAGAAAUGAUGAGAAAUAAUAAACAGAUUUAUCCUCUAGAUGACCUGCAAACAAUUAAGUUUGAGGAGAAUAUUAAAAAAUGUGAACAACUUGAUGUUUACUUUACAUUAGAAAAACAUUAUGAAAGAGUGAAAACAACUCACAGCACCAGAGGAAAAAUUACAAAACAUGACUGCAAACUCACUGGAUCAGUUCUUACUGUUUUUGGAUUGAAUAAGGACAUAGUUUUGUGCUUUAAAGUUCAGAUGUUGGAAUUUUAAAGUGUAAUAAAGUGUUGUUUUCGUUUCUAUUCUGCUGCAUGAAUAAGUACUUGAAAAUGGUUUAAAUAAAAAAGGAAAUCAUAACAACUUAGAUAUAAUUUUUUAAAUGAGGCUCAACCUUAGUAAAACUAAAGAAAAGACUAGUAAACUAGUAAUAUUUUUAUAAACAUUUUUAAAAACUUGUAUUACUUAAACUCCUUUCUGAAAAUUAUCUGGCUUUUUAACUAUUUAGCAUCAUGAUCAACAACAAAAAUUUAGAUUAAAUACUUGACAUAUAAGCAUACAUUUUGUUGAUCCUCCUGCUUCAUUUGGUACCUUUUAUAAUAAAGUUAUAACACAACUGAAUAUAAUGCUAACUAGAAUUAGCUUUAUGUAAUUCAUCCCUCAAAAUAGAUUUUACUUUAUUAACAAACAGGAUUCAGUUAAUACCCAAGACUUUUUUUUUUCUAAAAAUUGUUUUUGCAGUAGUGAAUAUUAACUCCUUGUACAUAUCAUAAUAUCAAGAGCAGAACUACAAUACUGUCAGACUCUGCAAUGCCGAGGUGCC
Molecule: messenger RNA, 4441 nt
Organism: Physella acuta
Lineage: Eukaryota; Metazoa; Mollusca; Gastropoda; Physidae
Source: RefSeq, a predicted model, not a curated record